AUGGCGGCUACCGCGCAGCCCUCGGCAGCGCAGGCGUGGAAGGGCAGCCAGCCGCCUCAUGAGGACGGCUUCCGCCAGGAGCUGCUGGACCAGCUUGGCGAGGCCCCCCCCACGUUGGCGCCGGGCGAGCCAAGCUCCCCGGACGCGGCAACGCUGCGGCGUGUGAAGCGGACGCAGGCGAGCCAGCAGGGCCAGGCGAUGGCGACUGCUACGCCGCCGUUUGCCAAGACGGCGCGGGAGGGCACCCAGCCGCCUCACGAGCACGGCUUCCUCCAGGAGCUGCUGGACGAGAUCGGCGAGGGGAUGUCCCCGACGCUGGCGCCCGAGGAGCCGAGCUCGCCCGACGCGGCACAGCUGCGGCGCGUGAAGCGGGCGCAGGGCAGCUCCCAGGGCCAGGCGAUGCCGGCUGCUGCGACGCAGGGGGACGGCUUCCGGCAGGAGGUGCUGGACCAGUUCGACGAGGGCCUCUCCCCCACGUUGGCGCCAGAGGAGCCGAGCUCCCCCGACGCGGCAACGAUGCGGCGUGUGAAACGGGCGCAGGCGAGCCAACAGGGGCACGCGACGCAGGCUGCUGCGCCGCCAUCGGCACAAGAGGCAUGGAAGGCCACCCAGCUGCCGCAGGAGAACGGUUUCCGCCAGGAGAUGCUGGACCAGUUUGACGAGGGCCUCUCCCCCACAUUGGCGCCAGAGGAGCCGAGCUCCCCCGACGCGGCAACGAUGCGGCGUGUGAAACGGGCGCAGGCGAGCCAACAGGGGCACGCGAUGCAGGCUGCUGCGCCGCCAUCGGCACAAGAGGCAUGGAAGGCCACCCAGCUGCCGCAGGAGAACGGUUUCCGCCAGGAGAUGCUGGACCAGUUUGACGUGGGCCUCUCCCCCACAUUGGCGCCAGAGGAGCCGAGCUCCCCCGACGCGGCAACGAUGCGGCGUGUGAAACGGGCGCAGGCGAGCCAACAGGGGCACGCGAUGCAGGCUGCUGCGCCGCCAUCGGCACAAGAGGCAUGGAAGGCCACCCAGCUGCCGCAGGAGAACGGUCUCCGCCAGGAGAUGCUGGACCAGUUUGAUGAGGGCCUCUCCCCCACGUUGGCGCCAGAGGAGCCGAGCUCCCCCGACGCGGCAACGAUGCGGCGUGUGAAACGGGCGCAGGCGAGCCAACAGGGGCACGCGACGCCGGCUGCCACGGUGCCGCGUGUCGAUGUAGCAUUGGAGGGUCCCCCAGAGGACAUCGGCAUGCGCCAGGAGGACUUGGACCAGAUCGGCGUCACCGAGAGCCUCCCUGCCGCGCGGGUGCCGGAGGAGCCGUUCUCCCCCGACGCGGCGCAGAUGCUGCGGGCGAAGCGGGCGCACGACAGCCACCAGGGCCACGCGACGCGGCCUGCGGCGCAGCCACGCGCUGCGCAGGGCGCCCCCCAGCAGAGCCUGUCGCCGUUCUCCCGCGCGCGCGCCGGCGCGCCGCGCGCCGGCACGCCGCCUGGCGAGGACCUCUCGCCGUUCUCCCGCGCGCGCGCGGGUGGUCCGGCGGCGCCGCUCGGCCUCACGGUCGCCGCGCCGCUGGUGCCAUGGCCGGCCAGCGGCAGCCGCGCGGAGGACCUGUCGCCGUUCUCCCGAGCGCGCGCCAGGGCUCGCGGGGGAGCGCCGCCGUGCGGCGGCUGGCCGGGCGCGGCCGGGGCGCCGCGGGCAGCGGGGCAGCCGCGGCAGCCGCCCGGCGGCGGCGGGAUGUCGCAGCGGGAGCUCGACGGCCUGGACACGUGUGGCCCUCAGACCGGGAAGCCGCAGGACGACCGCGGGCCGCGGGACGAGCCCAGCUCGCCCGACGCGGCGCAGAUGCGGCGGGUGAAGCGCGCGGCGCAGGCGCAGAGCGGCGGGGUCGGCCGCGCGUGGUGA
This is a messenger RNA of Prorocentrum cordatum, 1881 nucleotides long. The record is from the annotation of a GenBank genome assembly. Lineage: Eukaryota; Dinophyceae; Prorocentrales; Prorocentraceae.